AUGUCCUCCUUCCCUAAGCACUCCUUCGAGCAGGCUUACGACCAUGCCUUCCCUCCAAGCCCACCCAACGGCAACAACAAUACCUCUGCUACCGGCUCAGAAGUACCAUCAAGGGCAACCUCUCCAUCACAGGCUUACAGCAAUAGCAACUAUAACACCAACUCCUUGGCGGCGAGUGGUCCAGGACUGUCGACUAUCUCCGAACGGUCUCCUUUGAUCACUAAGGCUCCCAUCCAGAACCACCCUGGUUCCUAUACCUCUAUUAACAACAACAAUGACGACGAAGGUGAAUAUCACCCUAGCAACAACCACCACAGCCACGGCACAUCGGUCUCGUCGACCGACACCCUUCUCGAGCAAGGAAACAGCAGCUGUUCAGGCCAGUACAUGUCGAUUCAUGACCUGACCGUACGAGAGUUUAAGAUCUUGCUGCGGUACUCGGGGCCAGUCGUGCUCACUUACGUCCUCCAAAACUCGCUCCAGCUCGCCAGUUUGGUCUCUCUUGGUCAUCUUGGAUCCAUUGAAUUGGCUGCCUCCUCUUUGGCCUCGAUGUUCGCCGCUGUAACAUGCUGGUCCGUCUCGCUCGGUACAGCUACGGCCCUGGAUACCCUCUGUUCCCAGUCCUAUACCAGCCAUCAUCCCCACACCCUCGGACUCCACCUCCAGCGUGCCAUCCUUGUGCUGAUGGUCCUCUUUGUCCCAAUUGCCGGUGUCUGGCUUUCGUCCGAGUACAUCUUUAUGCUCUUGGGCCAGGAGCGAGCUCUUGCUCAGCAUGCGGCGCUCUUCCUGCGCGGGCUCUUGCCUGGCGCACCCGCGUUUUUGAUCUUUGAGUGUGUCAAGAAAUACCUUCAGGCUCAAGGAAACAUGCACGCCAGCACAUAUGUCCUCCUCAUUGCCUCGCCCAUCAAUGUUUUCCUUAACUACACCCUCGUCUGGAACAAGUACAUCGGUAUGGGAUACAUCGGAGCACCACUUGCCACGUCGAUCUCGUACUGGAACAUGUUGAUCCUUUUGUUGCUCUAUAUUCGCUUCAUCGAUGGAUACCAGGGCUGGGGCGGCUGGAGCCGGGACUGCUUGACUGGAUGGCCUGCAUUCUUGAAGCUGGCGCUCCCCGGUGUGAUGAUGGUCUGCACCGAGUGGUGGGCUUUUGAGGUCGUCUCGUUGGCCGCCUCGUACCUCGGAACGGUUGCCCUGGCAGCACAGUCGAUUGUUGUCCAAACAUCCGGAUUGUUGUACACUGUCCCCUUUGGUAUCUCGAUCGCUGCCUCGAAUCGCGUUGGCAAUCUGAUUGGAUUGGGCGAUGCUCGUUCUGCCAAGGUCGCUGCCCGUGUCUCGAUUGCGCUGUCGAUCAUCUUUGGCAUGGUCAACUCGACCAUGUUGAUUGUCUUCAAGGACCGCUGGGGUCGUCUCUUCAGCGAGGAUGCAGAUGUUGUCAGCACUGUCGCCAUGGUUUUGCCUUUGGUUGCGCUCUUCCAGAUCAGCGAUGGUCUUGCUGGUGUUGGCGGUGGAGUUCUCCGUGGUGUAGGAUUACAACAUCUCGGCGCUUACCUGAACGUGAUUGCCUACUACCUGGUGGCUUUCCCUGUCGGAUACCUCUUGGCGUUCAAGUUGCAGUGGGGUCUCAAGGGGUUGUGGUCGGCACUGUGUGUGGCCCUCUGGAUGGUUGGAUUGGGAGAGUUGUAUGUGAUCUUCAAAACAAACUGGAGGGCCGAGGUCGUCAAGUGCAAGGAGCGCAACGAUAUCCUUGCCAAGCGGGCCAGCGAAGAAGAUGAGGAGUAA
Messenger RNA from Linnemannia hyalina, 1779 nucleotides. NCBI's taxonomy places the organism in Eukaryota, Fungi, Mortierellomycota, Mortierellomycetes, Mortierellales, Mortierellaceae. The record is from the annotation of a GenBank genome assembly.